This is a messenger RNA of Peronospora belbahrii, 597 nucleotides long. The record is from the annotation of a GenBank genome assembly. NCBI's taxonomy places the organism in Eukaryota, Oomycota, Peronosporomycetes, Peronosporales, Peronosporaceae.
AUGUGGAAAGGAGUAUACAUUGCAUUGGUCUUGAUCUGCAUCGCGCUGUCUAUCGUGGGAAUUGUUUUAAUGUACAUGCGCUAUGCAGAGUGCAACUCAAACAUACUGUUUAUCUCAAUUACGCUGGUAUCGAUGAUUGUUCUAAUUGCGUUAAGCGUCGUCAAGUGGGUAAACGUGGGCCUUCUGCCAUCUACUGUGGUUUCCCUUUACCUCGUAGCAUUGUGCUAUCAGGCAGUUCGAGCGAACCCAUGUGCUGCAUGUUUUUCGUUGCCUUUAUCAACCUACGAGAAGGAUCAGAAUCAACCAGGCAUGAUCAUGAACUCGUUAAUCGCAGCGUUCACGAUUACCUGGACAAGUUGGCGAACAUCAGCGACUAAUACCGCUUUUUUCGGCUCGUCGUCCGUGUAUAAGCAGUCUGACAACAUUCUCGAUGAAGAUGACGAGCUAGCGAGUAUUGGUCUGGUAUCUGCUCGAAUUGCUGAGGAUGAUCAUCUUGAGGUUGAGAUAGUACCCCAGUACCAAUUUCACGUGCUAAUAAUACUGGCGUCGCUUUACAUGGCAAUGGUUCUUACAGACUGGGGAAGCGUCGACGGGUAA